CCCCCACCUGAAGCAAAAGCGUCUAUUCGUCCAGCUCUCGCACUUCGAAUUUAUACCAGUCGCCAUGUCGGCCCCGGCAUCCUCUUCUCCGUCUUCCUGCAAGGUGAUGCUGUCCAAGCACGUCGCCAAUGUCCUACUCCAGGAGGUCCAGGAGGGGCUGAAGACCCUCGAGAAGCCGCCGCAUUUGGUUGGCUUCCUAGCGAACAAUGACCCUGCUGCGCUGAUGUACGCGCAGUGGACGCAGAAGACCUGCGAGGAACACGGCUUCAAGUAUUCCCUCCGUGAAGUCUCCCGCGACGACAUCGAAGAGGCCAUCAUCUCUGCCAACGCCGACUCGGACGUCGACGGCAUUAUCGUCUACUACCCCAUCUUCAACAACCGUCAGGACCAAUACCUGCAGCAGAUUGUCGAUGUCGGUAAGGAUGUCGAGGGUCUCAGCCACCGUUACAUCUUCAACAUGUACCAGAACAUCCGCUUCCUGGACCCCGAAACCAAGCGCCAAAAGUGCAUCCUGCCUUGUACCCCGCUGGCCAACAUCAAGAUCCUCGAGUAUCUCAACAUCUACAACACCAUUCUCCCCUAUGGUAACCGUCUGUUCGGCCACACCAUCUGUGUGGUGAACCGCUCCGAGGUCGUUGGCCGCCCAUUGGCCGCUCUGCUGGCCAAUGACGGUGCUUGCGUGUACAGUGUUGAUAUUACCGGUGUGCAGAAGUUCACUCGUGGUGAGGGUCUGAAGAACCGCCGGCACGAGAUUCACGAUAUGGAGGGUGCUACUCUGAAGGAUGUCGCGCCGCUGUGUGAUGUUGUCAUCUCCGGUGUGCCCGGCGACAAGUAUAAGUUUGACACUAGCCUGCUCCGCGAGGGUGCGGUGUGUAUCAACUUCUCGAGCGAGAAGAACUUCGGUCCCGAGGUCAAGGAGAAGGCCUCCAUCUUUGUUCCUUCUAUUGGCAAGGUCACUAUCGUCGUCCUGCUGCGGAAUCUGCUGAGACUCAUCCAGAACCGCCGGGUGGACAACGUCCAGCCUGCUGCCGCCACCGAGCGACCGGGCACUCUGGAGGCAUCGUCCUAGGAGCCAAAAUCGAAAUGAUGGAUGUCACGAGGUCGUCAUGUCUGAAAAAUUAUCUAUAUAGAAUCUUUUGUUUUUAGCCAUUUUGAGUACACUGGGGAAUGUGAUCGCUCCAUUCUCGCUGUUAUUUUUCAUACUUGUUGUAUAUCCUUCCAAACCCAACGCAUGACUACAGUGGAGCAAGACUGAAAUAUUUCCUAAUGAUCGUGAGACUGUCACAUUUGACUACGACAUGUAAACCUGCCCUCGCUUUUCAAAAUGCAUUUUUUUGGCCCUUCAAUUGGCACUCGCACAUGACCAACAGCCAAAAUGAGAUUGAUAUAUGAGAUUCCGAUCCAGCUAGAUUCCUCCUACCGUCUUGCUAGCACUUCCGGUGCUAUCCUCUUACUUCGAAGCACCUCCAGUUUUCUUCUCGUUCUCCUUGGCCGCCAAUCUCAGCACGUCAACCUCACUGGCCAACCAGCGGCGGUAAGGCUCUGGGUGGAAGACACCGUCGGCAGAGAACCAGUUGGUAAAGGGUGCUUCGAACUUCUUGUCCUGCAAGACUUUGCCGGUGGGCGAUUUGUAUACCACGUGUAGCUUGUAUGGAACGGAGUGCUUCUGCACGGACGAGGAGAUGGAGAUCUAUUUGCGCAGAGAUGUUUAGUCGACUGCAUUAAGGGCAAGGUCUCUGCUAAAAUUUGCAGGUCAAAGAACCAUUGUAUGCACUUACAGUCUCUCCAGUCGUGCGCUUUCCGUAAAACACCUCGCCAGCCUCGACGGCCCAGAUCCAAAAUGUCAACGCGCUGUUGAGGAUAAAGUAUGACACCACGGCAGUAAUAAUCCACGGUGACGUGGUCGCCUCCCAGCCUAGUUUGCGGUCCGCAUAGAAGGUGAAACCUGCAAUUGCGACGGCGCUGUAUCCUAGCACGAAGCGGAUGUUGCUCUUGGUAUUGUCUACCGAGAAGGUGUAGGGUGCAGGAAGAUUCGUUAGGUAGGGGAGUAGAGCAUCAUCGCUGGUUGACUUGAGG
Messenger RNA from Penicillium brasilianum, 2076 nucleotides. The record is from the annotation of a GenBank genome assembly. NCBI's taxonomy places the organism in Eukaryota, Fungi, Ascomycota, Eurotiomycetes, Eurotiales, Aspergillaceae.